Messenger RNA from Mya arenaria, 5394 nucleotides. Its product is annotated as zinc finger protein OZF-like. Lineage: Eukaryota; Metazoa; Mollusca; Bivalvia; Myida; Myidae. Gene Ontology annotation, biological process: regulation of transcription by RNA polymerase II. The transcript has 4 exons. Gene Ontology annotation, molecular function: RNA polymerase II cis-regulatory region sequence-specific DNA binding; zinc ion binding; DNA-binding transcription factor activity. The coding region runs from base 103 to 1560 and encodes 485 amino acids. The record is from RefSeq and is a predicted model, not a curated record.
CUUGUUUCCAAAUAUACCACGAGUGUCAAGUUGGCACCUGAACUUUUGCCACGGUCAUGAAGUUGUGUUGACAUUAUUGAAAACAUUGUGGCAUCAUUAGCCAUGGAUAUAAAGAUUGAGCCACCAGACUCAGAACUAGAACUUACAGACUUCAAUACUUCAAGUUGCAAGACUUCUGACACAACUCUGUCAUCAUCCUGUCCAGCCUACAAUGAAAAUGCAUUUGCUGAGGAAGAUGAUGAAACUAUACCAAUAGUUCAGAAGUCUUUGCAAAUUAAAGAAGAGGUUACUGAAGCUCUCUUGUCAGAAGUCAGUGAUUUUAAUGCAAACCUUAUUUCAAAAGAUGAACUUGGUGCCGCUAAUAAGGAAAAAAAGCCAGGAAAAAAGCGUAAGCCCCGCACUUCCCUAACGCUUGAACAACGAAGAAUUUGCCAAGUUUGCAGCAAAGUUUUUAACAACCCCAGUAAUCGGCUUGCUCAUGAAAAGACAAUCCAUAGAGGCUGGGCACCACAUACUUGUAAGAUAUGUGUCAAGUCUUUCUCCACAAAGUCAGCAAUGAGGAACCAUUUGAACACCCAUUCUGGAGUCAAACCAUAUCAGUGUCCAGUCUGUAAGAAGGCAUUCGCCCAACCCAGCAAUCUGAGGAGGCAUGUGGCCACUCAUAACGAGAAAAGAGAGAGAAAAUUUCAAUGCAGUACUUGUGGACUUGACUUCACAGAAAGUGGUAAUCUCAGCAGACACAUGAAGUCACAUUUAAAUGUAAGGCCGUUUAGUUGUAAGCAAUGUGGUAAGGGGUUUAAAAGCUCAGGAAAUUUGAAUCGUCAUAUUCAAACGCAUACGGGAGAGAGAAAUUUCUUUUGUAAAGUUUGUGAUAAGGCAUAUUCUUGUAUUGAGUCUGUCACCAUACAUAUGAAAAUACAUGCCGGUGAUCGCCCUCAUGAAUGUCCUGUAUGUCACAAACGUUUUAUAAUACGUAGUGCUCUGUCGCGGCAUAUGAAUGUUCAUGAAAAGCCGGACCCAAAGUUUGCCUGCGGCAUUUGCUCAAAAAGUUUUGUUACCGCAGAAUCGUUAACCACGCACAUGAAAAAUCACUUAGGCGAUUUGACCCACUUUUGUCAUCUUUGUAACAAGGGAUAUACCAGUGAGCCCUCUUUAAGAAGUCACAUGAAAUCUCAUAUGAACGAGCGUCCUUACAAAUGCACCAAUUGUAGCAAGGCUUUUAAGACGAUUCAUUUGCUAAACAGGCAUAAUCUGAGUCACACUGGGUCAAAAGACCAUCCAUGCCCCAUAUGUGGGAAGAAAUUUUUGUUCAGUUGGUAUCUUCCAACGCAUAUUAAGAAACAUUCCGGAGUCAAGCCCCACCAGUGCGAUAUCUGUGAUAGAUCUUUUAUGAAUUUAAAAUCGCUGAGAAUGCAUAAAGAGCACCACACAGGGGAAAUUACCAAGAAAUUUCAUUGUACCGUUUGUGAUAAAAGUUAUAGGGAACGCAGCGUUUAUCUGCGUCACUGUACAAGUGCGAUGCACGCUAAAAAAUCAAAAGAUAAUGUUAAUAGUCUGUAAUCGAGUAGUUUUUGUUUUACGUAUUUGUUACUUUUAUGUAAGGUUUGGGUUAUUUUGUUAUAUUAUAUUUAAUAGUGUUUUAAUGUUAAUUUGUAAGUCAGAUUUGAUUUUAUAGAGUUUUGAUGUUGUGUACAAAGCUCAUUGUUAUCUGACGAAGUGUCAUUUUUAGAGUAGAACUGUGAUUUUAAUUAAGUUUAUGUUUGAGAGUUGUUUAUUAAAUUAAAAAUUGCAUGCAAUUUUUAAUCAUUAUUUACAUAAUCAUUUUUAGAUUUUUUAAAAGGUUAAGACAUGCUUAUACAUUCCAUAAUAGAUUUAACUGGUUAUUUAUAAAUCAGAUGAAAUAUUUAUAUGGUAUUUUUUUACUGGUUAACUCUUUGAUUGGUUAAAGUUAGCUGAACUGUAUACUGAUUGGUCAAUUGUUAUCCUAUUAUAACUAUUAACUAAUGAAAUCAUUUCUGUGUGCAAACUGGGCAAAAGAUAACCUAUGGGAAACUUAUUCACCUGUCAAAGCUGCACUGUCACAGAUGGACUGUUUUGACAACUUUUUUUAAAACAGUUUUGUAAUGAGCCAAUUUUUGCGUAAAUGUCUGAGAACCUGUGAUUUAAGACUGCUGGCAAAUGAUCAGAUCACAGUUUUUCAUAUUUAUGUUUGAAAAUUGAUGUUUUAUGCCAAUAUUUUUCUUAAAGCGUUAGUAAAACUUUUAGCCAUAAAACUUCAUUUUUUUAAAGUUAAUAUGAAAAACUGUGAUCUGAUCCUUUUUUGAGCAGUCUUGUAUUACUGGUUUCAAGAUAUUUAUGCCAGAAAUUGGCUCAGUCUUAGAUAAAAUAUAAAAAAAAGUUGUCAAAAUGGUCUAUCUCUGAGAGAGCGCAGUUUUAAACAAUCGGAUACAGAUUAUUACAUGUUUCUAACACAUUCCAGGUUUUCUUUAAUAAAGCCUGACACAAACAUUAUUAAGAUACUAGGGGUAUUUAAUCUUACUUAACGUUCCAGCAUAUAACAUGUGUACAUUCCUAUUUCUUGUUCAUAUUUAUAAUGACUUAAAUGUGAAUACAUGUAUAGUUACAUAUAUUUUUGUAGCAAGAACAUACUGUUUCAUAUUUGUUUAUGUUUGAUACAUUUUAUCAAUAUAAUGUUCUGGAUUAAGAUAUUGUUAAGGUUGGUGGUUUGCUGUGAGAGUAUAAAACUAUGUAUUUUGGGUAGUGAUGUUCCGAUGAUCGAUUAUGAUAAAAAAACUGAUUGGUUAGACCUGAAAUUGGCGGCAAUCAAUUGUAUUCUGUCAUAAUCACAUAUCAAUGCAAUCGGUGAGUUGUUUUUCUUCUUUCUUUUCUGUAUUUAAGUUAAGGCAAUUUCAGCCAAUUUUCUUCUUUGAGUUCAUUAAUUGAUAAACAUUUGGGAGUGUUCAGUUGUUAUUCAGUAAACAAUAUGCCCAAAAGCAACAACAACACUAAAUAACUUCAAACAAACACAUAACAUAAGCAUACUUUAAAGGAUAAUGAGUUAUUGUACAAGAAUUAAAGUACAAUUAAGGUAUUGUCAAAAACCGAUUGUACUAUCGAUAAUUUGUUACUGGAGUGAAACUUAUUAUAGAUGGUCAAACUGGAAUCGAUUCUCAACACCAAUUUUGGGGAUAUUCUCCUGUUUUUUACCACCACAAAUGAUUUUAGAAGAAGAUUAAUGUCAAGGUAUUGAGAUAACCUUGGUGUUGUUAUAGUCGAUUUAAAAAGUCUUUAACAUUGGCUUGCAUUACUAAACACUUUUUAGGCAUUCAGGUGAAACUUGGUACACAUUCAUGUUGCCAGAGACACAUGUACAUGUAUGUUACAAGACCCACCACUAUUGCAAUUAUAAUUGAUGAGUUAUGCCCCUUUUCAACUGAAAACAAGUUUUACAAAUAUGUUUUCUCUGGUUUUCCACAUGCAAUUAAAAGACCAAACUCUCCUGCAACAUCAUGCCAACGAGAACGCCUUUGCACGAGUUAGUAUAACUUUUUCACAAGGCCUAAAAAAAAACCCAUUUGGUUCGGGUUACCCGACCCUACCUACGGAAUAGGCGCCGACCCUACCAUUUUUAUAGUCAGUUUGAAAAAAAAAUGAAAAACUAAAAAAAAAAAAGCCUACCUACCCUACCUAUUUUUGAGAAGGAUGUAACCCUAACCAAACAUUUUUUUUUAGGCCCAAGCGUUGUAAAACAACUUUAAACUUAUUGAAAUCAUUACCAGAGGAGCAUAAACAUUUGCUUAUGGUGAUCUUAGCUUCUAUGUAGGGUAUAUGUAGUCAUAUUAAGACUAAGAACUAUUAUCAGUUACCACUUCUUAUAUUGAUACAUUGUACUCCUGGUUUAUAACUGUUUAUGAUUUUGAAUUCACAACAAUUAAAUAUCACUAUAUUUUUAAAUCUUCUAAUAUACAUGUACUGUAUUUAUGUUACAAGCAGAUAUAGUGUAGAAUACAGUUAAUCAUGCAUGUGUUGUUUUAUCAAAUGUUUCUGUUUAUUAUGAGUUUGCUGUGUGAUAAAAUGGUGUGAUUCAUUUUCAUUUUAUAGAAAUAUCAAAAGUUUCCGCGUAUGUGUGUUUUAAAAUGUUCAUAAUCAAAAGACUAUGUAAUAGUGGUCCAUUAUCAUUUUUAAAAAAAAACCCUUCUUAGAUGGUAUUAUUGAUUUGUGAUUUUGCUAUCUUUAGAGAAUUUAUUUGUUUUCUGUUUCAUGACAAGAUUCCUUGAAUUUGCCAUACUUGCUUUUAGUCUGUGGGUAUUAAAGCUGCAUUCUCACAAAUUUGACAGUUUUACCAUUUUUCUAUUUCUUUGUCUCAGAAUUAACUCAUUUGCGUAUCAGUGCCUUCAAUGCAGUCAUAUAAGAUAACUCACAAUAUAACAGAUUUCAAUUGUUUGGUUAGCUGCCAAAAUUUAUAAUUUAAUAAUUUUCUUAAAGGGUUAGUCAUGCUUUUAGCCAUAAAACAUCAAGUUUAAAUGUAAAUAUUAAAACUGCGUUCUGCUCUUUUAUCAGCAGUCCUCUAUCACUGGUUUCUAGACAUUUAUGCAAAACUUGGCCCAUUCCAAGACAAAAAAAUAAUAAAAGUUAUCAAAACAAUCAAUCUGAGAGAAUGCAACUAUACUCAGAGUUCUCAUUGACAUUUUAUAGGGUUAGUCAUCAUUCUCUUGUUUAUGUAAAACAUGAGGAAAAUGCUUGUUUCAAAUAAGUCUGGUAGCGCUCUGAUUUUGGUUUUUUUUGGUGUUCGAAAUUAUGUUUUGUCUAAUGGAAUGUUAGUAAUUUUUAAUUUCAUUGUUUAAAAUUUGUAAAUCAGCAGCCAUUUUUUAUCAGUUUGAAAUUCGUGAAUCUGCUGUUUUAAAACAGACACUGGGCGAAUAAACAAGAUAUGUGAAGGCAGUUAAUAUUUUUUAAUUUUUUUUUUUUUUGGGAAAUUAGUGCUUUGAUACCUGUUUAAGCUUUAGGGUGUGGGUUCAGCGUUAUAUGUAAGUUCAUAAUGUUAAACAUUAUUUACAUUUUAUACAUAAAAUUGUUUUUAUAUUCAAUACGUUUUCCCUUAAGCGUGUAUUUUAUUAAAUGUAUUCGGGUACACAAGCUGUUAAUGAAAUUCACAAUUCACAUGUUUUUAUUAGUGUGACAAAAUAUAUUAUAUUAUACAGAUAUUAUUAAAUUUAUAAAUAGUACUUUCUGGUCUGAUGUCAAUUUGUAGAAAGAAUGUAUAGCUGUUAUACCCGGUUUCACUUUGUGAACCGAAUAGUGCGCCAGCAGACAUGUGAACUCUGCCGGCGGUAGACAAAAUCUACUACUUUUCAGACCCUUCUACCGCUGUCCCGACAAAAUCUACCGCUAUUG